This is a messenger RNA of Episyrphus balteatus (marmalade hoverfly), 2172 nucleotides long. RefSeq names its product sodium-independent sulfate anion transporter. Lineage: Eukaryota; Metazoa; Arthropoda; Insecta; Diptera; Syrphidae. The record is from RefSeq and is a predicted model, not a curated record. Gene Ontology annotation, biological process: transmembrane transport. Gene Ontology annotation, cellular component: membrane. The coding region runs from base 282 to 2078 and encodes 598 amino acids. The transcript is spliced from 9 exons. Gene Ontology annotation, molecular function: sulfate transmembrane transporter activity.
GUACACUAUCAUAAUCUGAGGAGUAAAUGAAGUUUGUUGUGUGUGGAACAACAAAUAACCGCUUAAGUUGGUUUUAUUAAUGUACGAGCGUGACUAGAAUCAUUUUAAAGUGAACAGUCGGCAUGGCAAGAACGUAGGUCUGGAAAAAAAGUAAUAUACAACCAACAAAUCAAACAGCAACAAGAAAAAUCCCACCAAGUUAGCAAAUACGUUUUUGCUGACUAUUUAGAGUUAAGAGAGAAUUAAACGGAAUUUAUUUGUAAAGAAAAGCUUGUCUUACAAUGACAACUGAACCAACAGCCAACCUCUAUCAAGAGGACCUACCCGAUGUGUGUGAAUUAUUAAAAAUUAAAACCCAAAAACUCGCUCGAAAGGAAACCCUAUUAAACACAUUUCCAUUAUUGCGAUGGCUUCCCAAAUACAAGCUAAAAUUUCUUCUUCAAGAUUUUGUUGCUGGCCUAACAGUCGGUCUAACAACAAUACCACAAGCUAUAGCAUAUGGAGUUGUAGCUGGUUUACCACCACAAUAUGGAUUGUAUUCAGCAUUUAUGGGUUGUUUUGUUUAUAUAUUUUUUGGAACAUGUAAAGAUAUAACAGUUGGACCAACAGCAAUAAUGGCAUUAAUGGUUCAACAACAUGCAACUGCAAGUGCAGAUUUUGUAGUUUUAGCAUGUUUUUUGUCAGGAUGUGUGAUACUUUUAAUGGGCAUAUUAAAUAUGGGCUUUCUCAUACAGUUUAUAUCGAUGCCAGUGACAAUUGGAUUUAGUACAGCAGCAGCAUUAACAAUUGGAAGUGGUCAAGUUAAUAAUUUAUUUGGAAUUAAAAAUUCCUCAAAUGCCUUUUUAGCAUCGUGGCAAAAUUUCUUUACAAAUAUUUCACAUGCUAGAUUGUAUGAUAGUUUACUUGGAGUAGGAACACUUAUCUUACUUCUAUGCAUGAGGAAAGUAAAAGACAUAAAGAGUCUCAACAAGUUCGUUACAAAAUACGUGUCACUGUCUCGAAAUGCAUUGGCUGUUAUCAUUGGCGCCGUCUUGGCCUAUUGUCUGACUCAUGAUGGUUAUACACCAUUUAAAUUAUCAGGACAAAUAACACCUGGAUUACCACCAUUUCAAUUGCCACCAUUUAGUACAAAUGUCAAUGGAACAGCAUAUUCGUUUACUGAAAUGAUUGUUGAAUUGGGUUCAUCGGUUGGAUCGAUUCCGUUGAUUGCUAUUUUGGAGAGUAUUGCUAUUGCAAAGACAUUUAGUAAAGGAAAAACAAUUGAUGCUUCUCAGGAAAUGAUUGCACUUGGAUUGUGCAAUGUAAUGGGAUCAUUUGUUUCGUCAAUGCCAACAACUGGAUCAUUUACCAGAACAGCUAUAAAUAAUGCUUCUGGGGUGAAGACAACUCUUGGAGGUGCUAUAACUGGUGGUUUGGUCCUAAUGGCAUUGGCAUUCCUUACAACAACAUUUUACUAUAUUCCAAAAGCAACACUAGCUGCUAUUAUAAUAGCAGCUAUGAUAUUCAUGGUGGAAGUUGAAAAGAUACAUGAUCUUUGGAAGGCUAAAAAAAUCGAUUUUAUACCAUUUUUGGUAACAUUGUUGUGUUGUUUAUUUUGGAGUCUUGAAUAUGGAAUACUUUGUGGUGUUGCAUUGAAUCUUGUAUUUGUUUUGUAUGCAAGUGCUAGACCAAAAAUUACAAUUUCUGUUCAAAAGAUAAGCGGUGUUGAAGUGGCUGUUGUACAGGUAUUUUCAAAUCUCAAGUAUUCAUCGGCCGAGUACUUACGAUCCAAAGUGAUAAAAUUUGUGAAUGAACAAUUUGGUCGUGUGGCUGUUGUCAUAAUUAGUGGUGAGGAGAUUUUUUCUAUUGAUUCAACAGUAGCUGUGAAUAUUCUUUCUAUGAAAGAAGAGUUAUCAAUGAUUGGUUGUGAAUUAAUUUGUUGGAAAUGGAAUUAUUGUGCAGCUGGAGUUGUUUGUCGUUUAAAGCCAGAAGCUCAGAGUAUGUUUAAGUUUACAGAAACAAAAGAAGAAGUUAUUCUUGAUCAAAUGAGAUCACAAAAUGGUAAUAGUACAGCAAUAGCAACAAAUCAAGUUCCUUAAAAAACAAAAAAAUAGCUUUAAAAAAGACUGUAAAUAUUGUUGAUGGUGGUAUUUAAGUUAUUUUAUAAAAAUAAAUUUAAUAAAUGAAAAAAAA